This is a messenger RNA of Psammomys obesus (fat sand rat), 1662 nucleotides long. It is a transcript of the gene Eipr1, whose product is annotated as EARP complex and GARP complex interacting protein 1. Bases 143 to 1303 code for a protein of 386 amino acids. Gene Ontology annotation, biological process: protein ubiquitination. Gene Ontology annotation, molecular function: protein binding. The record is from RefSeq and is a predicted model, not a curated record. The transcript is spliced from 9 exons. Lineage: Eukaryota; Metazoa; Chordata; Mammalia; Rodentia; Muridae.
AGAAAACAGGAAGUGAGCCGUCAGGGAGUCUGUCUGGGGCUCCUAAGACCUGUUUGAGCCGGGGAAUGAAUGAGUUCUGGCGGAUCGCUUCUGAGGCGGGACUCCGGCACUGAGGAGUGAGAGGCUGGGCAGGCAGAGCAUCAUGGAGGACGACGCGCCGGUCAUCUACGGGCUGGAAUUCCAGGCACGGGCUCUAACACCUCAAACUGCAGAAACAGAUGCCAUUCGCUUCUUGGUUGGGACACAGUCUCUUAAAUAUGAUAAUCAGAUCCACAUCAUAGAUUUUGAUGAUGAAAAUAACAUUAUAAAUAAGAAUGUCCUCCUCCAUCAAGUAGGUGAGAUCUGGCACAUCAGUGCCAGCCCAGCAGAUAAAGGCGUGCUGGCCACCUGCUACAACAAAACUUCAGACAGUCGAGUCCAGGCGUGCGCAGCUGUGUGGAGGAUGCCCAAGGAGUUAGAAUCCGGUAGCCACGAGUCCCCUGAUGACCCUGCAAGCACUGCGCAGACCCUGGAGCUGCUCUGUCACCUUGACAACGGGGCCCACGGCAAUGUGGCCUGUGUCGUGUGGGAGCCGAUGGGUGACGGGAAGAAGGUCAUUUCCCUGGCGGACAGCCACAUUCUGCUGUGGGACCUCCAGGAGAGCUCAAGCAAGGCUGUGCUGGCCAGCUCAGCAGCACUGGAAGGAAAGGGGCAGCUGAAGUUCACCGCAGGGCGUUGGAGCCCACACCACAACUGUACUCAGGUGGCCACAGCAAGUGACACCACCCUGCGAGGAUGGGACACACGGAGCAUGAGCCAGAUAUACUGCAUAGAGAACGCUCACGGGCAGCUGGUGCGUGACCUCGACUUCAACCCCAACAAGCAGUAUUACCUCGCCAGCUGCGGAGAUGACUGCAAGGUGAAGUUCUGGGACACACGGAAUGUCACCGAGCCUGUGAAGACCCUGGAGGAGCACUCCCACUGGGUAUGGAGCGUCCGCUACAACCACUCUCAUGACCAGCUGGUCCUCACUGGCAGCAGUGACAGCAGAGUCAUCCUGUCCAACAUGGUGUCUAUCUCUUCAGAACCCUUCGGCCACCUGGUGGACGAUGAUGACGUCAGUGACCCAGAGGAGCACCAUGCUGAGAAGAGUAAGGCACCCCUUCAGGACAGCGUCAUCGCCACCUAUGAGGAGCACGAGGACAGUGUGUAUGCUGUGGAUUGGGCCUCAGCCGACCCAUGGCUGUUUGCUUCCCUCAGCUACGACGGGAGAUUAGUUAUCAACCGAGUCCCCAGGGCACUGAAGUACCACAUACUGCUCUAGUGGCCCAUGGCACUGCUGGUUGGAACUUAGCAGAUUCUCAGAGAUCUGCAGCUCCGAGGUAAUUCCCUUCGCAGACAGAUCCCUCCAUGGGAGAACCAGCAUUGCUUCUGCGGGAGCUCUAAGGGACACGGAGCUUCUGCCAGCAGCGCAUCUGAAGCUGUCAGCACACCACUCAGCAUGGGAGAGGAGCCACGCUGGACACAGCUGGCAUUCCUGCGGGAACUGAUGGCUGCCCAGGCUCUGCUCCCUCUCUGGUUUCUGUGCUAAGGGUGUUGGGAGGUUCACUUCUUGCCAGUGUGCCUCCACCUUGCUGUUCUCAUGAUAUUACAAAAUGAAAUAAAGGAAAUGGGAUGCACACA